Messenger RNA from Rotaria sp. Silwood1, 837 nucleotides. NCBI's taxonomy places the organism in Eukaryota, Metazoa, Rotifera, Eurotatoria, Philodinida, Philodinidae. The record is from the annotation of a GenBank genome assembly.
AUGUCCCAUCUAUUUAAUGUUCAACAUCCUCAUCUGGUUAAUAAAUCAUCAUCAUCAUCAUCAAAUUCUAAUACUCCUAUGUCAGAACAUAUAAAACGUCCAAUGAAUGCUUUUAUGGUAUGGUCUCGUGGACAACGUCGUAAAAUGGCUCAAGAAAAUCCUAAAAUGCAUAAUAGUGAAAUAAGUCGUCGUUUAGGUAUUGAUUGGAAAUUAUUAAACGAUGAACAAAAACGACCAUUUAUUGACGAAGCUAAACGUUUACGUGCAUUACAUAUGAAAGAACAUCCAGAUUAUAAAUAUCGUCCUCGUCGUAAACCGAAAUCUUUAAUAAAAAAAGAUCGUUUUCCAUUUCCAUUUCCGACAUUUCCUCAUCCUCAAUCUCAUCAUCAUCAUCAUCAUCACCAUUCUCUAACGACGAAAGAUUCAAUGGAUUUAUCAACACAUUCAACAACUGAUACAAUAUCUAUACAACAACAAAUUAAUGACUCAUUCGCAUUGAAUCUUGAAAAAUGUCGUUCAUUAUUACCACCACCACCACCACCAACAUCUCUUUAUCCAUAUUCAACUGGAAAAUUAAGUGAAUUUUCAACAGCAGCACUUGCUUAUAAUCCACUUGCAUAUGCUGCAGCUUUUUCAACACAUUAUCCUUAUAGUAGUAUGUUAUCAGCUAGUUUAGCUGCAGCUGCUGCAGCAACAUCAUCAUCAUCACCACCGAGUGUAUCAUCACCAUCAUCAUCAUCAGCAUCAUCAAAUAAUUCAGCAAAUCCUUAUCAUUUUGGUAUGCAAACAGAAAAAAUUCAUCGACCACAAGCUAUUUUACCUGGUAAAAUACAAUAA